Molecule: messenger RNA, 2826 nt
Organism: Chara braunii
Lineage: Eukaryota; Viridiplantae; Streptophyta; Charophyceae; Charales; Characeae
Source: the annotation of a GenBank genome assembly
GUGUUUAACUCAGUCGCGGAAGGAGAGAAAUUGGGAAACUCAAUGACAAGAGGAGUGAUCAACCUACUUUAUAAGAAAGGGGAUAGGGAUGAGAUGCGCAACUGGAGGCCUAUCUCCCUGUUGAAUUUCUCAUACAAACUGUUGGCUAAAUCUCUCGCCAAUCGUUUGACACCUUAUCUACCUGCGCUGGUGGGGUUAGAUCAGGGGGCUUUUGUCAGAGGGCGAUCCAUCUUUGAGAAGCUAGCUACAGCAAUCGAAGCCAUGAAAGUGAUAGAGGAGCAGAAUCUAGAUGUAGUAAUGCUAAUGCUGGACCUCGAAAAGGCGUACGACAGGGUUAAUUGGUCGUUAGUACUGACGACGCUGAGAGCAAUGCACUUCGGAGAUAGAUUCUGCAGUAUGGUCAAAGCUCUGUACUUCGGUGCAACUGCGGUAGUCCAGGUAAACGGGCACCACUUAGAAGAAAUGACUCUUACGAGGUCUCUCAGGCAAGGUUGUCCGUUGGCACCUCUGUUAUUCGUUCUGCAAAUGGAAAUGCUCCUCAGCGACAUCAGAAGGCAUCCCCUGCUGAAAGGACUGAGACUACGGUCUGGAAAAGAGUGCAGAGUCAAAACUCUGGCGGAUGACCUACUGGCCUUCUCAGUCAACAACAAGAUCUCCCUGGAAGCUCUGAAGAAAUGUCUGGCCAGGUAUGCGGAAUUGUCGGAAGCAGCUGUAAAUUGGAACAAGUCCAUAUUCUUCCUAUCCAGUUCAUAUACACUGAAGGUGGAAUACGGAAUGAGGAGGAUCCCUGCUGAAGAAGCAGAGCGUUAUCUGGGAGUACAAUUGGCACUGGGGAACUGUUCUGCGUCUCAGAGUGGGAUACUGCAGGAGAAAGUGACCGAAAGGAUUAGGAAGUGGGGGAAGGCAAAACAUCUGUCUCUAGUAGGCAGGGUCCUAGCAGUGACUGUUUCUGCCUUCUCGAUCUUAUGGUAUGUGGCGAGGCUGAGAAAGCUGGAGAAAGCAGGGCAAAUUCAUCAUGCUAACGUCAGCAUGCAGUUCGGCCAGGUUCGUGGUGCCUGUUACUCUCGUGUGGUCCCCUCCAUGAUCGUUUCCGAUCCGCAUGUCAUCUAUUUCUCACCACAAGCAGCGGAUCUGAUUGACCUUGAUUUGGCUGAGUUUGAGAGGCCUGAGUUUGCGUUGUUAUUUUCUGGGGCAGCACAGCUGCCAGGCAGCUCCCCGUAUGCACAGUGCUAUGGCGGGCAUCAGUUUGGGGUCUGGGCUGGGCAGCUGGGCGACGGGCGGGCGAUCACACUUGGAGAAGUGGUGAACUCAGCCGGAGAGCGGUGGGAGCUGCAGUUGAAAGGGGCGGGUAAGACUCCGUACAGCCGCUUUGCGGAUGGCAUGGCUGUUCUUCGGAGCUCGAUCCGAGAGUUCGUGUGCAGUGAGGCGAUGUUCCAUUUGGGCGUCCCAACGACUCGCGCACUCAGUCUAGUCGCCACAGGGGAAGGGGUCUUCAGAGAUAUGUUCUACGAUGGGAAUGUUAGGAGAGAGCCCGGCGCUGUGGUGUGUCGCAUGGCACCCAGCUUUGUGCGGUUUGGGACGUUCCAAAUUCAUGCGGCCCGAGGUGGCGAAGACAACAUCCUGGUCCAGAGAAUUGCUGAUUACGUCAUCAAGUAUCAUUUCCCCCAGCUAGAGAAGAAAGGUGCAAGUACCGCCAGCAGCAGCAGCAGCUCGUGCAAGGAGGGCGCAGAGAACGGCGCGUCCGCAGAGAUCCACGAUGCUUCUUCAAGCGACGAAUCAGGAAAAACCUACAACAAGUAUGCAGCAUUGCUUGUGGAAGUCGCGGAGAGAACAGCGAAAAUGGUCGCCAAAUGGCAGGCGGUUGGUUUCACUCACGGCGUACUGAACACAGAUAACAUGAGCAUUCUCGGGCUCACGAUCGAUUACGGCCCAUUUGGUUUCCUUGAGGCAUUUGACCCCAAGUACACACCGAAUACAACCGAUCUCCCAGGGCGGCGCUAUUGUUUUCAGAACCAGCCGGAUAUCUGUUUGUGGAAUAUUGUUCAGUUUGUCAAUGCCUUGCUGAGUGCUGAGCUGCUUACUACAAAGGAAGCUGAAGAGGGUGUUGCAAGGUAUGCAGAGACGUUUCUGCAGGACUAUGGUCUGAUCAUGGCGCAGAAGCUCGGGAUAAAGCAGUACGACAAGCAGAUGGUAUCCGAUCUGCUGGCACUGAUGGCCGCCGAUAAGGUCGACUUCACAAAUUUUUUCAGGGCCCUUGGUAAAGUGAAGGUUUCAGCUGAACCUGGUGAGAGCGGCGAUGGAACAGAUAUCCUCAGCCCACUGGAACCAGUCCUAGGGAAGGAGUUGAAUGAAGAGAGGCAGGGCAAGUGGAAGGAGUGGAUGCAUCGAUACCGAUCUCAGUUGAUUGAAGACGGGAUUCCGGAUGAGGAGAGGCGAGCGAUGAUGAACGCCGUCAAUCCGUGUUACAUACCUCGCAAUUACUUGUUGCAAGUAGCGAUUGAGGACGCGGAGAAAGGAGAGUAUGAUGAGCUGAACCAGCUGAUGGACGUGUUGCGACAGCCAUACGAGGAGCAGCAAGGAAGAGAGAAGUAUGCUGAGCCUGCUCCCGCAUGGGCAAACAAGCGCGGUGUGUGUAUGCUCUCCUGCUCAUCUUGAAAGCUUGAGAGCAGCGGCACUGGAAACACAGGGAGGUGAGGAAAAACAUAAGUAGCUGAUGAUUCAGACUGCUGCCAGAGAGAGGUGGGCAGUGUGGUGGGGGAAAAAAAGCGCAGCGCAGUGUGCAAGCAAGGCUUUGAACCACACUGCAAAUGAAAGUCUGAUUGAACG